AUGGAGUCUGCCGCGGCAACACCGCUGGCUGCAUCAGGGGCCACCCCCAGGCGCGACAGCAAUCGAAGUACACAACUGUCUUCCACAUCAUCGCCGCCGUCGCAGGGCCUCGAUGUCCAUGGAGGAGAUGACACGUCGGGCGUGUCGACCUCGCAACGGUCAAAGCUUGCCCAGCAAGCCGACCGACUCAAGAACAUGCUUCGAGGUGGCACACCGUUGGUGGGCGGCGUUCCGUCGGACGCGGCGCGGUUGGCGCAGAAGAUGCAGUACUACUCGACCAUGCGCGUGCACAUGAAGCGGGUGCAGUACGCCCUCGAGGAAGAGAAGCGCAACUCGUUCUACAAGGAACUGCUCGUGUACCUGCUCUUCCUCGCGAUCAUGAUGACGACUGUGUGCACGUUACCGAUCCAAGUGCCGUUCGAGCACAACGACGCCCUCGAGCAAGCGUACCUCGAUCAAGAGUUCAACAACGUCAGCUUCAAGAAGAACUUUUACGAAGUGGACGGCCUCGACGAAAUGUGGCAAUGGUUCAACGACGUCCUCCUCGAUACGUACUACCACCCGACGGAACUGAACGUCCGCCGCAUCUCGAGCAUCCAGGUCCGAUCUGGCCGCAUGCAAGGGAUGCCCUGCGAACUCAUGGACACGGGGUCCACGCUGUCGCUCUUCCCCGACGAAGUGUGCUAUCCCGCGUUUUCCCUGCAUCAACAAGACACAUCGCCAUACAUGUCAUCAUCUGACGGCGAUCCAUCGGUCGGAAAGAUCAUCGCAUAUGAGAAGGACCUGCCGCUGCUCGUGCGCUCGCUGCUGUUUACACCAAGCAUUAUCAAUGCUCGCAUGGACUAUGGCACUGGGGGAUACACGGCGUACUUGCCUCGGGACAACGCGACCGCCGGCGCCGUCGUCCUCGGCCUGCUCCAGCAGUCGCUGGUGGUCCCCAGUACCCGAUACGUGGCAGCUACAUGGGCCCUGUACAAUCCCAGCUCUGCCGUGUUUACUCACUUUCAAGUGAUGUUUGAGAUCUCAUCCACCGAUCACAUUGAGCUCACGCAGCGAAUAUGGAGCUUCCAUGUACUCGGGUACCGCAGCUUGGCGGCAUUUUUAUCAUUGGAGAACAUUCUGAUGCUGUUCCUGGGGGGUGUAACGGGGAUGUUUACAGUGCGCGAGGUGCAGAGCUGCUCGGAAGUGGGCGUCCAGAAGUACACUCAGUCUAUGUGGAAUGCUGUGGAUGUGCUCCAGCUCGGGUGUUUGUAUGCGCUUGUGUGGACUUGGUUCAAGUACCUCUGGCUUUGUCAUGAUGUGGUUCCCGUGCUCGAGGAUAUUGUCCGCCGCCAUACCUGUGUGUCCAUUCUCAGUGGCCGUGAUUGCUUUGUGGACCUGGGGCACAUUGGGUCGGUGGUCCAAGACGUGACCAACAUUUCUGCUUGUGUGGCGCUCGUGAGUGUCGCGAUUGUAUUCAAGUACCUCCGCCUCAACACCCGGCUCAACAUGCUGUGGACGACGCUGCGGCUCGCGGCCAAGGACCUCGUCGCAUUCGUCGUGAUCUUCGUGUUUAUCUUCUUUGGGUAUGCUGUGAUGGGGUUUUUGCUGUUUGGGACGCACGUGCGCGAGUACCGGAGCUUGAGUGGCAGCCUCGCGUCGUGCUUUCAGAUGCUCUUGGGUGCGUUCGACUUGUCAACGCUGUCGCAGGCGAAUCCAGUCAUGGCGGGGCUAUUUUUCUUUACCUUUAUGAUCUUUGUGUUUCUGAUCGUGGUCAACAUGUUUAUUGCGAUUUUGAGCGAGUAUUACUCGAUCGCGCAAGAUGAAAAGCGCGCCGCGGACGCGGCCAAGCUCGACCUGUUGCUCGUGCCCCACCCGACUAGUAGUACUAGUACUAGUACUAGUACUAGUAGUACCCAGCCCAGUGGCGGCGGCGACAGGAUGAAGCACCCAAAACCCGAUGUCUUGAUCGAGUAUGAUGUCCUCCAACAACUCACAGAGUACUGGACCAACCUCACAUGGCGGGUACGACUCACCCGGAAAGAGCCGGUGCCGCUCACGGGCGGGGCAUGCGUUCUCCUCGUCGACUUUGCAUACCUCCAAGCCGAGCGGACCCGCCUCGCGCACAAGUUCCGCACCGCGAUUCGGGUCAUCCGGAUAUGUUUGGCGUUUAUCCGGCCUCUCCGGCGGUUCUUUGUCGAUUUCGACGCGGCGCACGUUGUCGCAUGGUCGUUGUUCGCCAAGAAAUCGCUUUAUGGUUCAAAAACGUCGUCGCAUAUUCGCCACGCCGACAUGUACCGCAAGUUUCCAGCCGUGUAUGUGCCGCUGGCGUCGAACGCGGCGAAUCCCCUGAUCAUGAUCGAUCAGCUCCAGCCUGGAGAUGUGCUCGAACUGGACGAUGGAUCGCUCACGUUUGACCGUAUCGCACUUCAUGUGAUGGGCGACCAAUCGCUGUACGUUGCAGACGACGACGACAGUGUCACAGAUCCAUCGAUCCAGCAGCGGCGCAUGUCGAGCUUUGGACUCCAUCAUGUCCAUCCAAGCAUCGGCGGCGGCGGUAGCCACAUCAAGUGCUGUCGGGUGGUAUAUCAAGGCGAGAGCAUCCUUGCGGGUCACGAAACGGUGAUCGUGUCCAAGUGGAGCUGGGUGCGGUACUUUGCCUGCUCGUGGUGGCGCCACGUGUCGUCGUUGAUUACGUCAUCACCGAUUACGUCAUCACCGAUUACGUCAUCGCUGAAAAAGGAACGCAAUGUGGAAAUCUCUGACGACGACAUUGCCCAACUGCUCAAUGUACAGCUCGCACAUGACCACGGCCGAGGCCACAGCUGCCGGUUCGACGAACUCGUGCGGCAAUUUCGGCUCUUUUUGGCCAAAAAGGCUAGAUUAGGCACGAUCCGACUGCCGCAUCAUGACCUGGAGACGUGUGUCAUGCGCGAAGCGAUUGCGUUUGUCGAGCGGUUUGACAAGGCGCUGCUGCCCCUCGAUGCCCGCGAACUCCACGGGUACAAGUACUCGCCUACACCCACAGACACGUCCAUGGUUCGGCUGCCGAAUUCCAUCGCGAGGCUCUCCGAAUUCCUCGCGCAUAAUGCCCAUGAAGUAUGGGCCCAAGGCCGCGUCGCUCAAGGAUGGAAGUACGGACCCCAGCGUGACAACCAACUCAAACUGCACCCAGACCUGGUCGCGUACGAUCAGUUGUCGGACGAAUCCAAAGCAUAUGACCGCGACACGUCCAUCGAAGCGCUCAAGGUGAUCCAGGCCCUGGGGUACAUCAUGCAACCCACGCAUCACCACUCGACCGGCAAUAGUACUACUAGUAGUAGUACUAGUAGUACCAUCACUGGGUCGCGCAUUGCCAACACCCUCAUGAGCGCGACGUCAUCUAGUAUGAUGGAUUUUGACGUGGAAUUUGGGCUGGCGGUGGCCGACGGCGACACUUACGCGCCUCAACCAAUCGCUACAGACGACAUUUCGCUCAGUCCGGAGCUGAACUCUCUGGUGGAGCUGCUGGCGGAAAAUACCCACGAUGUAUGGGCGAAGAAGAGGAUGGAGGAGGGCUGGGUAUAUGGCCCCCAGCGGAACGACCCGCGCAAAGAGCAUGAUGGGCUGGUGCCAUAUGUAUACCUGACGUCGGAUGAGAAGGACAUGGAUCGCAACACGGCAGUGCAGACGAUCAAGUGCAUCCUGCGAUGUGGGUUUACGAUUACCCAUAGCAAACAACAACGGCAUCCCCGAUCUUCCAGUGCCAAGUUCAAAUUGUUUGGCCGGUCGGAGGAUGCGCAGAUGGCGCGACUCGAGGACGCGACGGCAGCGGCCAUGACGGUGCAAAAGGCCAAAGACGCGUUUAUGGGGCGCCGCGGGCACAAAACGUACGGCUCGGUCACGUUUGCCGACUCCCCGACCCACCACCAUCCGUCUGCGACACCGUCUGUGGCGCGCGCGUCGUCGGUGGAACUGCCCCCCACGACCGGCGGCUCGAUGCCCCUCACCAGCACUCGACUACGCACCAGUUUGAGGCGCACGCCGUCGCUGCCCCCGUCCGGAUCCGCUGGAGUCUCGUUUCUCACCACCGACGCGGAACCUCCCGACGCGACCACCCCAUCCCACGACAAUGACCAGAAUGAUGAUGAUGUACAGAUACACAUCCAACGUUAACCACGACUCGGUGGACGUGCUAAAAAUAACGCCUAAGCCAAUCAAAUCACGCGUUCUGGUGAAUAUCUGCCAAUCCAAACGCUUGAUUCGGCCCCCUCCCUUGGCACUAUAUAUGAUGUACAAAUCGUUGUAUAUAUAAUAGCUUAGAGCACAUCUCCACCGC
Messenger RNA from Aphanomyces astaci, 4297 nucleotides. RefSeq lists its product as hypothetical. NCBI's taxonomy places the organism in Eukaryota, Oomycota, Saprolegniomycetes, Saprolegniales, Verrucalvaceae. The record is from RefSeq and is a predicted model, not a curated record. The transcript is spliced from 5 exons. Bases 1 to 4134 code for a protein of 1377 amino acids.